CUUUUGGUAUUGCAAAUUCCUUGUAUGGGCAGUGUGGUUUAUCAUGCAGGGCUAGGGUUGUCAUCAUCCCAUUCACGACUAAGAUUACCCAGUUUUAGAAUUGCAAGUUUGAUUGAACCCAGUGUGUCAUCAAGAUGGCAAGUCUUGGAACAAGUUGACAAGGAGCUAAGAAAAGGGGGUGAAAGAGCUGCACUUUCACUUGUCAAGGAUUUGCAGGCCAGACCUGGGGGUCUGCGUUGUUUUGGUGCUGCAAGGCAAGUACCCCAGAGGCUCUUCACCUUGGAUGAACUAAAACUGAAUGGAAUAGAAACUUCGUCUAUUCUAUCGCCAGAGGAUGCAACUCUUGGUUCCAUAGAAAGAAACCUGCAGCUUGCAGGUGUCUUAGGAGGAAUUUCUGCAUGGAAUGUGUUUGGAUUUAGCACGCAACAAAUCUUCUAUUUCUCCUUGGGAUUGUUGUUUCUAUGGACACUAGACUCGGUUUCGUUUAAUGGAGGAGUCAGCAACUUGGUUCUUGAUACAAUUGGUCGCACCUUUAGCCAAAAGUACCGCAAUAGGGUUGUUCAACAUGAAGCUGGCCAUUUCUUAAUUGCUUACUUGCUGGGAAUUCUUCCCAAGGGGUAUACGCUAUCAAGUCUGGAAGCUUUGAAGAAGGAAGGAUCACUCAAUGUUCAGGCAGGAACUGCAUUUGUGGAUCUUGAGUUUGAUGAAGUAGUUAAUGCUGGAAAAGUAUCCUCCAUGAUGCUGAACAGAUUCUCUUGUAUAGCGCUAGCGGGUGUGGCGACUGAGUAUCUUCUACAUGGAUACUCCGAGGGAGGCCUUUCUGAUAUCAAUAAGUUGCACAUGUUGCUCCAAAGCUUGGGUUUCACUCAGAAGAAAGCGGAUUCUCAGGUGAGCUGGGCUGUUCUCAAUACUAUUCUAAUAUUGCGUCGCCAUGAAGGAGCCCGAGCAAAGCUAGCAGAGGCCAUGUCUCAGGAAAAAUCUGUGGGUUUUUGCAUUGACAUUAUAGAGAAGGCCAUAGACGAUGCAGACCUAUAG
This is a messenger RNA of Cornus florida, 1035 nucleotides long. RefSeq lists its product as uncharacterized. Gene Ontology annotation, biological process: proteolysis. Lineage: Eukaryota; Viridiplantae; Streptophyta; Magnoliopsida; Cornales; Cornaceae. Bases 25 to 1035 code for a protein of 336 amino acids. The record is from RefSeq and is a predicted model, not a curated record. The transcript has 7 exons. Gene Ontology annotation, molecular function: ATP binding; metalloendopeptidase activity; ATP-dependent peptidase activity.